CCUCGAGCACAAAGCCGCAUUUAGCUUCCAGUAAUAACAGAGGGGUGACAUAACGUGCCAUGCACAGGGAAGACACAAAGACACUCUUUAAGUCGGACUUUCGUGAUCAAAUGCUGAGGUGUUGGAUCCAAGUGGGAUUCUACACAAGAGUUAAGUGUCCAGUGUCAUGAAACUUAAUCCACGCCAGGCUCCGUUAUAUGGCAGUUGUGUGCUCACCGUUCAGCUCAGCAAUGACGAGCUGUGUGAGAGAGAGGACUUGGAGUUUUUCCUGCACUUCACCGGAUCUACUCAGAGGCACGUGAGCAGCACACUGAAGAUCAGCCAUGACACCCUACAGCUGGUGUGUCCAGCUCAUGACCGCUGUGAGUCGGUGGUGGUCACUCUGUGUUCCCGGGGUCCAGAUGGCCUCGUUCAUCACCUGUCCUCAGAGCAGAUGUGUUUUGUCCAGGACUUGGCCUUGGACAUGGCCCAGUUCCUGGUGAGUGCAGUGGGCCAGGAUGAAGGGACAGAGGGCGCACUGCUGCUGAACGAGUGUCACAUCCCUCUGCAGGAGUGUGAGAAGAUGGACCAGAGCCUGGCGCUUGCCUUCAAACACCUCACACUGCCUCCGGACUGGAGUGUUUUAGGGGGCAACAACGAUCUGGCGCCUCAGGAGACUCUUCUGCACUUUGCUGCUCGUCGUGGACUCCAGCGAGUGGCGUCCUUUCUCCUGCAGCAGCCUGGAGCGAGACAAGCACUGGCACUUCCAAACAGAGAAGGCGCGACCCCGGCUACCCUGGCACAGAGCUGCGGACACAGUGCACUGCUAGAGCUACUCACACAGGAGGAGACGGGCACUCAGGAUAGCACUGAGACACAUAGACGACUCUGCUCUGGUGCUUGUGUGGUGCAGCACCACCCGGAUCUGAACACCUACACCCUAUCAGCGGUCAUCGAGCCUGGCACAACGCCACACUGCUUGAUUUCGGACGUGCAAGACUUGCACAGCGUGAUUCUACAAAACACAGCCCAGGUCGAGCUGCCACACAUCGCUGAAGAAUGUGCAGCCGACCCGGAGGUCUGUUUUGAACAAUCACAGGGCAACUCUGUCAACACCACAGAGGAAGAGUUCGUGCCUGUGUGUGAGAAAACAAACAAAAACGAGCAUCCAGGUCCACCGCAGUGCAGAGAAGAUGACGGAGAUCGUUGCUUAAGCGCCAAAGCUCCUGAGUCUCUGUCAGACAAUGGUAACUGUGAUGAGGAACGGGCGUGUUCUUCUGAAAACAUCGACCAAGAUUAUGGAGCACAAGCAGAGAGCGUAGCUGCUGGCAUACUAGGAGAUAGCAGUGACAGCUUACAGAACAGCUCUGAGGGAGAAAGUGCAGCCCCAUCCUGUGGAAAGGAGCAAGAGGAAACUGAUAGAGCUCAGGACCUGGUCUGCGAGGCACGGCAGAGCACCGAGGAGCCUGAAAGGGAGGUCCAGGAAGAGGGGCGCAGCUUGCUGAGAGCAGAUGAAGACCAGAGUUUGGAGCUAUCAGAGUCAGCAGCAGGAGAUAUGGGAAUCACUCAAUCUGCAGACACACCUGAAAGUUCUGACGUGGGAUCUUGUUCCCAGAGAGAUGAAAGCCGUGAUGAGAGUGAAGUAGGGAAUGGGGACAGCAGCUCUCUGGAGCAAGAGGAGAUGGAGGGAAUAAAUGAGGACUCAGCAAUGGAUCAGUCAGGAAAUGACGAGCAAGAAUCAAACAAGGCUGAUUUACAAUCUGCAAGUCCAUUAAUUUCAGCAGAUAUGAUACACCCAGUGGAUGACAAGCAUGAAAUAAAUGCCACUCAGCCAAGUGACAGCUAUGAGCUAGGACCCAAAGAACAGGAAAAAACUGCAGAAGACAAUACUGACACACAGGAAGAAGAUACCCUUAUUUCCCAUAAUGAACCCGAAACAGAAAAUAGUCACGAACAAUCCGAUACAAUGUGCUAUCCUGACUCUACUCCAAAGGAAACAUGUCAAAAGAACGAUACGGUAGGAGAACUUCAGAUGCUCUUAGAUGCAGAGACUAAUCAGUGUAGUUCAGGUUUUGAACUCGAUGAUACAUCUUCUGUGACACUUGAUACUAUUUCUCAGAACAGCACUCACUUACCUGAGCCAGAACCAGAAACUCCCACUGGGGAACCAGACUCAACAGUCAUAAGUGAAACAACAGCAGGAAGUGAGAGUGAAGGACAAACUUUGGCAUGCAGCACUGACGUCUCCCUGGCUGCGCUUGGCUCAGAGCCUGAAUCCUCCACACCAUCCAGCGAGGACACUUUAAAACCUGAGGAAACUGAGCGGGUUUCCGCAAACAUGGUACAGAGGGAUUCUUCCAGUGACCAGCAGGAAGUCUCACAGCAGAACAGCCUCACAUGUGAAUGUGAGCACACACAGGUCUCAGAAGACAGAGAGAACAGGAUUUCUUUAGAGAACGACGACCGGACAGAAGAAAUCUCAUUAAAAAAUGGAGAUGGACUACCAGAAACGAGUGACGUUGAUCUGCUAAAGAAUAGUGAAUUUCCUGACCAAGAAGACAGAGCUGCUUCUCCAAACAAUCUAGUUUCAGAAGAAACUGUGGACUUGAGAACUACUGAAGACAGACUCAUUAUUAUCGAGGAAGAAGUCCAGGCUUGUUUGGACCACAGUGAGUCAGUGCUUCGUAAUUUCUCUACCUCAAGCCCAUCUGAUAUUGUAGAUGGUUCAGUCUCACUGGAUGAGCAGUCAAGACUCAGAAGCGAGGAUAGCGAUAAGCCUGAAGUAGUGGACACAGAUUCUGCGGUUACAAAGUUGACUGAGGCGAAAGAAACGCAGGAAGUUAAACAUGAAGAGGACAUCGAUGGACACAUCAAAGCUCACCAGGAAGAGUUAGACGUCUCCCUGGACAAUCAGGUGGACUUGCACACAGAGAGGUGUCCCAGAGGUGUAAACACAGAUGUUGAUGUAUCUAUGAUUCACAGAGAGGGGCACUCGCUGUGUCUCGACAACUCCACACACAGCAGGCCACUAGAGAAGAGACACAGCUCUGCGUCAACAGAGAGUCCUCGGUCUCCAGCUCGACACAGCACAGGCAGCACGACCCUCCGAGAUUCAGGCAGCGACACGGAUGGCUUUAUCAGCACUGACACGGGAGAAGACAGCGUCUUCAGAAAGGGCCAGGAGGUUCUAGCUGUGAGCGACAGUGCCAGCGAGGUGUCCGUCUCCUGCUCGUCCACUGACGACACGACCAGCCUGUGCCAGCCGAGUUCCUCCGCCGAGAGCUCUGAGGAAGUGCGACGGCGAGCAGCAGGCGCAGGCGGAGGAGAGGCCGAGGAGGAGGCUAAAGACCGCGUGACAGAGGUGCUGCUGCGCUCAUCUCUGCUCCGCUCCUCUGUCCGCUCACAGUCUCCAUUCCGCCGUCACAGCUGGGGGCCGGGCAAAAACCAGGCUGGAGAGGGAGACAUGAAUCAACGCAGUUCUUUGCGAAGUACCGGGGACCAAAAGCCCAUCUAUCAUAGAAGAAGUCUUAGCUGGUGUCCCACUGAGAUCCCCUUCAGUUCUGACCUGGAUGAGAUUAGCCAGCUUCUCAGUUAUAGCCUAGAGGGUCUGGCAGCAGAGAGGGAUGAUGGGAAACGAUGGCAGGUGCAGGGAGCACGCUCUUCUCAGGACCAGCAGAGCGAAGACACAGGCUCCCAGGUGUCUCUCACUGAGGAAGGGCAGGACUCAGACCUGGGAGACAGCAGCAGUCUGGACAGUCAGAAAUCGAGAAGAUAUCGGCCAUUCAGACGCAGCUGUAAAUCUAUGACUCUUCCCCUCCGAGAGAGUGUCUCCAUGCUGUCCAUCAGUCAGAGGGACAUUGAUGCUGUGAGAUCAUGUGGUAGCACUUCAAAUUCUCUGGCCUACAGCAUCACAGAAGAGGAGCCUGGCCCUUUAAGGGGAGAUUUUGAAGGAAAAAUUGAGAACAAAGUGAGCCGCACGUUUAGUUACCUGAAGAGUAAGAUGUAUAAGAAGUCUAGGGAAAAAGACAAAGAGAAGAGUCGUGAAAAAGAAGCCAGAGAAAAGGAAAAGAAGGCCGUGAACGGGCAUUUGUUCAGCUCUGUGAUCUUGGGACAUGCAGCUCUUUGCCAGCACUGUAACAAAACCCUCAACGUUAAGGACACUUUCAGUUGUACGGUUUGCAGUGUGUUUGUUCACAAGAGCUGCCGAGACAGCAUUCCUGCGUGUACCAAAGGAAAGUUUUUAAAACAGCCCCAGAUUGUUAUACCAGAGUCGACCACCAUGUCUGGAGUCACUUUAAGAACAAAAACCUCUGCCCCACGGGAAAGGCCCUGGUCAGCCAUUUUGUCUCCAGACGACCACCUCUCUUUGGUGGCCACUCCCCGUAGACACACAAGCAUCAUGCCUUUCAACAGCAGCAACCUGUCCAAAAGCAUGUCCAUCAGCAACAUUGCAGCAUUUGAUGAAAUGCCAUUAAAGAAUCUGAGAUAUUUAUCCCAGUCAACUGACAAUUUGCACAAAGCCAACAAGGUCAACGAGUCCACCGAGUCUCUGAUAGAUGAAGGAACGGAGAUUGAUGGGCAGCUGAUGGGAGAGUUCGAGGCGGAUGCUAAAGAGUUGGAGGCUGACUCGUGGAGCUUGACAGCGGAUAAGAAAUACCUGAAGCAGCUGAAAAAGGACGUCAUCAAGCAGCAAGAUGUCAUUUAUGAGCUGAUUCAGACGGAGAUGCACCAUGUGCGUACGCUGCGGAUCAUGGCGGACGUGUACAGCAAAGGGCUGCUGAAAGAGGUGCAGCUGGAGGCGCAGACGGUGGACAAAGUGUUCCCCGUGCUGGAUGACCUACUGGAGAUGCACACACACUUCUUCAGCAGCCUGCUCGAGAGGAGGAGAGAAGCCAAGCAGGCGGGCAAAGAUGGAGCCUUCGCUGUCCACAGGAUUGGGGAUAUACUGGUCAAACAGUUUUCGGGCUCCAAUGCUGAAAGCAUGAAGAAAGUUUAUGGGAAGUUCUGCAGCCGUCACAACGAAGCAGUGAACAUGUACAAGGAACUACACACCAAAGACAAACGCUUCCAGACUUUUAUCAGGAAAAAGAUGAGCAGCAGUAUUGUUCGUCGCCUGGGGAUCCCCGAAUGCAUAUUACUAGUCACUCAGAGAUUAACAAAGUACCCGGUCCUGCUGCAGAGGAUCCUGCAGCACACCAAAGACAAUGAAGAGGAAUAUGAGAACCUCACACAGGCUCUGCAACUCAUCAAGGAUGUAAUAGCUGCCGUGGACAACAAAGUGAACAAGCACGAGAAGAAGAAGAAGCUAGAGGAGAUCUAUAACCGGACAGACGGCAGAACCAUCACACGCAUGAAGAGCGGUCAGAUGUUUGCUCGAGAAGAUCUGAUACGAGGAAGGAAGCUCCUUCAUGACGGGCCGCUCCAGCUGAAAACCAUGGCAGGAAGACUGAAGGAUGUUCAAGCCUUGCUUCUCACUGACGUCUUAAUAUUCCUGCAAGAGAAGGACCAGAAAUAUGUCUUCGCUUCUCUAGACCAGCGCGCCACCGUUAUCCCUCUACAGAAGCUAAUCGUCAGAGAGGUAGCUAACGAGGACCGGGGUUUCUUCAUCAUCGCAGCAGGCAUCGAGCAGCCAGAGAUGGUGGAAGUUCAUGCCACUUCAAGAGACGAGCGCAACACAUGGAUGCAGCUGAUUCAGAGCGCUAUGCAGUCUAGGGAAAAGGACGAUGACGAGGGCAUCCCUAGUGAGACGGAGGAAGAUAAAAAGUUGCUGGAAUCCAAAGCGAAAGAGAUGAGAGCCAUGCUUCAGAGGAAGGAUGAUCAGAUCCUGGCUCUCCUGAACGAGAAGAUAAAGCUCUUCCAUGACAUGUGUGGCUCUGGAUCACGUGAAGACACGGCCUCGGCCAUCAGGAUGCUGUUCAGGGCCUGCAAUGAUGACAUGCCCAAAGGAGAGAAUAUCAUGAAGGAAGCAAUUAGAGAAGUGGAGAUGUUGCAGACGCUGGUCCACAGCGGUCUGGGAGGAGCCGUGAGCCAGCAGGGGGCCACUGAUCCCGGAAACACAGCUUCGGUGCUUCUGCCUCGCAGAUCCGAGACUUUUGGAGGCUUCGACAGCCACCAGAUGAAUAGCUCCAAACACGGCGAUAAAGAGGAGGUCGAGGACCUGAGGAGGACAGAGUCCGACAGCGUUCUAAAAAAGGGGGGAAACACCAACCUGCUGCUCGUGCUGAAGAGGAACAGAGAGCAGGUCCUGAGCAGUGUUACACAUCUCCAUGCUCUCCUCAGUUCACUGCAGGCUCUGGUGGUUCAGCAAGACACCUUCCUGGAGGAACAGCGUCAGGCUGUAAGCGAGCGUCCGUCCUCACGUCCCUCGUCUCGGCCUCCAUCUCUAGUGGAGCAGGAGAAGCAGCGCAGUGCGGAGCGCCAGCGACAGGAAGCAGCCGCUCACGCUGAGGAGAGGAAGCGCAGGGAGAAGGAGUGGGAGGCACGAGACAAAGAGCUGAGCAAUCGAGAGCAGCUCCUCAACGCCAAAGAGGAGGAGGCGCAGAGGAGGCGCUUCCAGCUGGAGGACGCUCAGCAGGAGCUGCAGAGCAAGAAAGAAGACUACCAGAAGGACCUGGAAAGACUGAGGGAUGCACAGAGGAGGCUGGAGAGAGAGAAGGAGCAGAUGAAGAGAGAGAUGGAGAUGCUGGAGCAGCUCAGGGAGACGGAGAAGAGGGUGAGCAGGACUCUCUCAAGCACGUCAGAGGACUCAUUAAACAUUCAGAGCAGCAGCUCUGUGGAGCAGGAGACGAAGCAGGAGAAGGACGAAGGCGAGCAGUCCACCAGCCCCGGAAAGAAUUCUCUCUCCAGAAUUGACUCCAGACAGAAAGGACGAAACCUUAAUGCCUUCAAUCCUUUCGCUCCUAAAGUCAUGAGCGCAGAGGGCCAGAAACAGAUCCCCAACCGCCUCCUCCAGCUCGCCAGGCCCAAAGAGAAGAAAGACAAGAAGAAGAAGAAAAGCAAGAGCAAGCCCACUCAGGAAGCAGAAUCCCAUCUGCUGCCACUGACAGACCCUCCGCUGGAUGGGGAGAUUUUCUGCUGAUUUGGCCUUCGCUACCAAUCAACUCAUAACUCCCUCGUUCUCUAAGCUAUCUGCACCGGCUGAAUGUAACUCAGUGCAGGAUGCCUGCCAAAGUGCCCGCGCUGUGUCCCUGGCACGCUCCGCCACGCUAAUUGGGCUGAAUUCGCCCUGAAAUAUUUCCACGUCCUCCAUAUGUGGCGUGUACACGUGGGACAUGUUUCUGUAUGUGCAAUUCACAGAGUGACGCUUACUUCUGAAUGUUACACACUCAAACGGACUUCAUCAGUCUGACCUCAAUAUGCCUAACGCCCCAGAAAUCUUUUUUUGUUAUACUGGAAGGCAAAAUAUGAGAAGGAUUAAAAAACGUGUCUUUUAUUAUUGAGAGCAGUCAAAUUAUAGUGGAUAAUUACACCAAAAUGCUUUCGAAAUGAGGUUCUACAAUUAUUUGAGAACUUCCCUCUGAGAUUUAAAUUUUAUCAGGCACUUUAUAGACCUCCAGGAAUACAUUGACAAUCAGUGUAGACAUUAUUAACCCAAGACAGUCUUACAGAGAUCCUUAUACUGUGGUUAUCACCACCUGUUAUAUACGUACAUGAUGACGUAUCACACUGUGUGAUUCUAAAUACUGUGGACGUACUGCUAGUAUUCUAGAUGUAUUUCUAGCAAAACAAGGCUAAAAAAAACUGUAAAUAUUGUAGAAAACAGAGAAAUAAAAUGACCUGCUGGACAGGGAGUGUGUGUGCACAGAAAAUGCAACACCCACUAAAAACUGCAUCAGCUACGCAUACACACCACUUAGGCACGGAGCCUAACAAUCGCCACAACCACUUUCAUUCACAUCAUGGGUUUUUUUUUUACACCAAAUAAUACACCAAAAUGUUCACCCGGCUAGAUUUCAGUCAAAUGGUUUUAAUCGAUCAACUUUUAUAGUCUUUGAUUGAAUCCAUUCUUUAGAAGUCACACUUUGACUUGAUGUGUGUAUCUCAAGCACACUCAAGCUGCUUUUUUCUAUUUUUGUUUGUCUCAGCUAGCACUCGCUUGCACUGAAUGAAUCGACCCAGCAGGAGGCGACAGAGAGUACUGUGUCAUUUAUUAUUAAGAAUGGCAUGUACCUAUAUGUCUGUAUUUAUGUGACCCUAGAACUGAGGUCAUCAGGAAUCACACUCUGAUGAGAGAAAAUGGUCCUUAUACACAAAAAAGGGAAUACAAUUUUUUUCCUCUAUGGCCUUACAAAAUUGAGGACGUGUGCAGUUUCAAUCUUGGCUACACUUUUUACAUGUUUGUGUGUGACUAAACAGGGACACAUACAUCAUGCAAAGUAUUUAUAAUUGCUCAUAAAAGUCAGAUUGUGUAGCUUGAACAAAUUAUGAAAUGCACUAAAAUACAAUGCAGCAUUUUCUCAGGAGUGCAAACCUUUUGUUAAAAGAAAAAAGUAAGAAAUAUUCAGUACUUGAAGGUACAGUAUUGUAUUCUUGCUGAAUUAUGUAAAGGGACAAAAUUAAGACUGUAAAUAUUUUGUGAAUGAUAGUAACUGUAUAAGAAAGGACCGUAUGUUUGUCUAAUUUGUAGCUGAUUUCACUAUUUUGUAAGAAGACUUUAUUUAUCAUUGACUUUAUUUGGAGGCGAAAAUGUAAUAUUGUCCUCAAAAUAAUUAAAAGAAACAUGUUUAAAUGAA
Molecule: messenger RNA, 8711 nt
Organism: Pangasianodon hypophthalmus (striped catfish)
Lineage: Eukaryota; Metazoa; Chordata; Actinopteri; Siluriformes; Pangasiidae
Gene: akap13a
Product: A-kinase anchor protein 13
Exons: 38
Coding region: 167-7057 (2296 amino acids)
Biological process (GO): regulation of Rho protein signal transduction; positive regulation of canonical NF-kappaB signal transduction; adrenergic receptor signaling pathway
Cellular component (GO): membrane; actin cytoskeleton
Molecular function (GO): guanyl-nucleotide exchange factor activity; MAP kinase scaffold activity
Source: RefSeq, a predicted model, not a curated record